Molecule: messenger RNA, 423 nt
Organism: Mesorhabditis spiculigera
Lineage: Eukaryota; Metazoa; Nematoda; Chromadorea; Rhabditida; Rhabditidae
Source: the annotation of a GenBank genome assembly
AUGGAGAUCCCUAAGGACCAUAUCAGUGCCGUGCUCAAUGUCCUGGAUGCAACGCGAGAGAUCCAGAAAAACAACCGGCAAGCGAGACUGGCCGCCGCGUAUGCUGCCGAAAAUCAAGCAGAUCAAUCGGCUCGAUGCGCGACUUGCCGAGGCGACCACCCCACCAGGAAAUGUACCACGGCCUCGAUAAAACAAACCGCGAAAGCCAUUAUCAAAGCAGCUCUCUGUACGUUCUGCGGAUUCGCUACGCAUAAGGUCGGUGGCUGUCCUUUCCGGACAGACCGCCGACUCCACUGUCGACGGGCAACGUGCGGUGGACGUCUCCACCAUCGAAAUUUGCCACACCAUGGCCCGCGUAAGCCGGAACCCCUAAACGCCCCUGAUCCCAGCACCUCCUUUGACCUUGAUGACCUCGCGGACCUC